This is a messenger RNA of Adineta ricciae, 1635 nucleotides long. The record is from the annotation of a GenBank genome assembly. Lineage: Eukaryota; Metazoa; Rotifera; Eurotatoria; Adinetida; Adinetidae.
AUGCAAAAUAUUCGUCAGUUAAUUCUCACACAACGCUCGGCAUCCGUUUCGAAGAUCAAUUAUCUACUAAGACGAUGUCUUACCUAUUCCACUGCAACAAGUGUUAAUCCAACCAGCUUCCCUCUCAAUCCUUCAUCAUUAACUCUAGUCGAUUCGAGCGUUUCAUCAUGUAUAAACGGUCGAUUGUUAUCAACGACAAAGUGUGGUCUAACCACUAUCUAUCGACACCAACCUGUGCGCUAUGCAUCUUCCGGUAGUUUACCAUCGCAUCGAAAAAUCACACUUCCAGCUUUAUCACCAACAAUGGAAACAGGAACACUACGUUCUUGGUCAAAAAAAGAAGGAGAUAAAAUAGUCGAAGAUAUCUUAGCUGAAAUUGAAACCGACAAGGCAACAUUAGGAUUUGAAUCAAUUGACGAAGGUUAUCUAGCAAAAAUCCUCAUACCUGGUGGUAGUAAAGAUGUUCCUGUUGGAAAAUUAUGUGCCAUCAUUGUGAACAAAGAGGAAGAUGUAGCUGCAUUUAAAGAUUUCACAGAUGACGGUGGUGAAACACCAGCGAAAGAUGAAUCUGCAGAUCAAAAAGCCGAAAAGAAAGAGAAGGAACCGGCGAAAAAAGAAGAUUCAACCAGUAAAUCAAAAGAACAACCGAAAAAAGAGAAGGCACAAACAAGCAGUUCAACGAAAGGAGAUCGUAUAGUUGUUUCACCCCUUGCUCGCAAACUUGCCGAAGAAAAAGGCAUUGAUUUAGCCUCUGUUCAAGGAACUGGUCCGAAUAGUCGAAUCAUAGCUGAAGAUAUUGAGAAAUUUGUUAAAGAAGGUGGUACCAAAGCGGGUGUUAAGAAAGCCAAAGAUCAUCAGCAAGUUAGUUCUAGUCGAGGAGCAAGAAGAGAACAAGAAACUGCAGCACGUACAGGUGGUUAUGAUGACGAACAAGUCUCCGAUAUUCGAGCGGAAAAUGCCCGUCGUGUGACUGAAUCGAAGACAACUAUUCCUCAUUAUUACUUAACAGUUGAAAUUGAAGUUGAUGAAAUACUCAAAUUACGGGGAAAAUUGAACGAUCUGAUUGCACCAAAAUCCAAAGAUGGAACAAGUAAAUCUCGCGGUGUAACAUUAAAUGAUUUUAUCAUCAAAGCAGCUGCACUUGCUUGUAAAAAACGACCAGAAACAAACAGUGUAUGGAUGGAGAAAACAAUUCGCCAAUACGAAACAGUUGACAUCAAUAUCGCAAUAAAUACAGAUGCAGGCGUUUUAAUGACACCGAUUUUGUACAAUGUUGAUCAAAAGGGUGUUUCGGCGAUCAGUAAAGACGUUUCACAGUUGAGUGAAAAAGCCAAUGCCGGAAAAUUAUCUGACAACGAACUUGAGAUGGGAACGUUUACAAUAUCAAAUCUAGGCAUGUACGGUAUAACUAACUUUAGUCCUGUUAUUUAUCCUCAACAAUCUGCAAAUUUGGCGAUUGGCAGUAUUGAAAAUCGAAUUUUACCUUCAUCAGAUCCUUCCAAAAACUACCGUCAAGCAUCUGUUCUUACUGUAUCAUUAUCAUGCGAUCAUCGCGUCAUCGACGGUGCCAUUGGUGCGCAAUGGUUGCAAGAAUUCAAACAGUAUCUUGAAAAUCCAGGCUCGAUGAUCCUAUAG